GCAUGCAUUGCUGGUGGGGCUCGCCGCAUGGUGGCGUUCCAGUCGAACUCGUUUAACUUUUACCUAACCAACGAAUUCAGAACCUAACCGCCUCUUUCGCGCGUUCCACCGUGUUGUAAAAAGCUGAACGAACGCAAUAAAAACGAUCGCAACUGCUUCAGAUGGAAUAAUCUCGAAGCUUAGAACGCAGAUCGUCGACAUUGAAAAAACCAAUCAAUCGCAAAAAUGAUGGGGUUAUCUGACGAAUCCGGAGAAAUUCACUCAUAUUCACCAAUCCCUACACGGUGCCGGAGGAUGGAGAGGUACCGAACGUAUUUUAAUUACGACAUGGCAAGGAUCUUCAAUAUUAUUAAUCGAGGUGCCGGCGUGCGACUUUCCAACCACACAGGGCUCAUCUUCUUCAUCAUCAUCAUCGUAUCUCUACCAAUUGAAUUACCCUCAGUACACGGCAGGAAGUGCGUGUGCACAAGCAAGUCAUGCCUGGAGGCAGGCACGGACACCCGCAGGACGCGUUUCUCCUGUUACACAGAACUCAUCCUGAUCGACGAGGGACAAGGAAACACUACAACCCGGGGCUGCGCCGAGAUAUACCUGGGACAUCAAUCGUCGUGUACGGGGCGAAUAUUAUAAUUUAUCUUUUGAUAUCAAAUACUGUAACACCGCGGUGGUAGACAUGUGUUCUAAUAAUUUCACUGACGUGAAUUUACGUUGUAAUUAUACCAUAUACGCAAGAAAAUGCAAGGCAUCAAACCGUCACUCUACAUACAUCCAACUCGGUAUGUCGGAUAGAAUAAUUAUAUACUAUAGUACCUAAUUGAAAUUGCACCUGUAACAAGUCACGGUAUAUUUUCCACGUAGAUUUCACGUACCAUGUAUGAGUAAAUUAUAUAAAACUACGUGCCAUGCCCAUUACGUAGUUUAUGGUAUUUAACCGUACGAAAUAUUUAUUUUAUUCGCUUCGUAUUUUUUUUUUUAUUUUUCCGUCAGAAUUCGGUGAAUCAAAAGAAACAGAACAAUCGAUUGAUUGUUAUAUUAAUUGACUGAAUUAACCGAAUAGUUUGUUGGAGGAAAAAAUUCUAUGCAGGCAUACAGAUUUAUUUUCAUCGGGGUACACGUAUUUGCACUUGUAAAAUAUCCCCCCAUCAUUAAUUCCGAUCUCAUCUUGAGCGACAUUCCGAUGAAUCAAUCUCAUAAUAUAUUGCUCAAGUUGCUUGUACCUCGGUAGGUUACACGACUGUCCGUAUGUAACGUGUUUUCUAUGUAUCGUACGCACAUGCCUAUAUACGAGUUCGCGUAAAAAAAUUGAAUUAAAAUCCAUCUACCUAUCAGUCGGGCGUAAUAUAAAUGAGUAUAUGUAUGUAUAAUUAUAUAAAACGAAUACGUGAUACACGUAUACUGAGCAGAUAUAUAAAUUUAUUUAGAGAAUCAAAACCGCGAGUUUGCUGUUAAGUUUUUUUUACUUAUUAUCAUUUUAUUUUUAUUUUCAUUUUAUUUUGCAUCCAUAUAAGCGUAAAUACAUGUAGGUAUGUAGCGCGAAAACUAUCCUGUACAAUUUAUACAUACAACGACGUGUGUCUUGCUGAAAUGUAGUCUGAAUUAAUUAAUGAAUUUAUUUAUUUAUUUAAUUAGCUCGAAUCCAGUGCAGCGCUAAAUAUAAUUCUCAUGUUACGUACACGCGUGAAUGUAGAUUAUUAUCCCAUAUGGCGAAUACAUGAUUCUUAGCAGGAUUUAUAGCGCAUUCCAUAUCAGACGCGACACUUUUGUCAAAAUAUUAUUUGAACUUGAUAAAACCUUCAUGUUUUUGACUUA
This is a messenger RNA of Athalia rosae (coleseed sawfly), 1809 nucleotides long. RefSeq lists its product as uncharacterized. The transcript has 5 exons. The record is from RefSeq and is a predicted model, not a curated record. Lineage: Eukaryota; Metazoa; Arthropoda; Insecta; Hymenoptera; Athaliidae. The coding region runs from base 226 to 630 and encodes 134 amino acids.